AUGGCUUUUUGGAAACCCGGAACCAUUGCACCAGGAACGAAUCUUGAUCGUGAAACGGAAAAAGAAACCAAUGAAGCUCUCGUGACAUUUGUAGACCGGGGUACUUCAUUAUCUAUUCAGCAGCAAAGAAAAAGAUUACCGAUUUAUAAAUCACGUGACCAGAUAUUGUAUCUGAUUGAAAAGUACCAGACAACCAUAAUUGUAGGACAUACUGGUUGUGGAAAGACCACACAAUUGCCACAAUAUCUUAAUGAAGCAGGUUGGACUGCUAAUGGAUUUGUCGUAGCAUGCACACAGCCUCGUCGCGUAGCAGCUACAACAGUUGCUGAUCGUGUAGCCACAGAAAUGAACGUGAAGCUUGGUGAAGAGGUCGGUUAUAGCAUUCGGUUCGAAGAUUGCUACAGUCCAACCAAAACACGUAUCAAAUAUAUGACCGAUGGCAUGUUGUUUCGUGAGACAUUUGGUGAUCCAUUAUUAUUACAAUACACCACAUUGGAUGCGGAGGCAUUUUAUGAAUUUUUUAAUACAAAUACGACAAAUGAUUCGACCAAGGACAAUGUAUCUAUAAUAUCUUUGGAAGGCAAAAUGUUUCCGGUUGAUAUACAUUAUUCGAAAAUUUCUUGCUCUGAUUAUGUGGAAGCUUCGAUACAGACUGUUUUUGAUAUUCAUGCUCAGCAACCUCCAGGAGAUAUUCUCGUAUUUCUGACAGGACGUGAUGAAAUUGAUUCCACUGUCGGAGAAAUUUCGGAAAGGGCAACAACAUUACCGCGUUCUGCAAUGAAAAUAUUACCACUGCCCAUUUAUGCCGGUCUUCAUUUGGAACAGCAAUUACAAAUUUUUGAGCCCGCUCCUUAUAAUACUCGCAAAGUUAUAGUGGCGACUAACAUUGCCGAAGCUUCCAUUACUCUUGAAGGUAUUGUGUACGUUGUCGACUGUGGAUUCGUAAAAUUGCGUGCUUAUAAUCCAAAAACUGGAAUGGAAAGCCUUGUCGUGUGCCCAAUUUCUAAAGCAUCUGCUCAGCAAAGGGCUGGACGUGCAGGAAGGGUUGGACCUGGGAAAACAUACAGGCUAUACACCGAAGAUUCUUUUUAUAAAUUAGAGGAUGCAAGUAUCCCAGAGAUACAAAGAAGCAAGCUUGCACAAGUUGUGCUUCACUUAAAAGCAUUGGGCAUUGAGAACGUGUUAAGAUUUGAUUUCUUAACACCUCCACCUGCGGAGCUAAUGAUACCCUCAUUAGAGUUGUUAUAUUCUUUAAAAGCGUUGGAUGAUCACGGACGGCUAACAAUGCCUUUAGGGAUGCAGUUGGCAGAAUUUCCAGUCGACCCAAUGCUUGGCAAAAUUCUGCUAGACUCCUAUAAAUUCCAAUGCGGUGAAGAAAUGCUCUCUAUAGCUGCAAUGUUAUCUGUUCAGGAUGUAUUUAUAAUUCCUUCUAAUCCAGACAUCGAUGUGAAUGAGGAGAAAAGGAAGUUUACAGUAGAAGAAGGAGAUCAUAUAACAUUGCUGAACGUAUUCAAUGCGUUUAUCACUCGUGGAAAGAAAUCAGCGAGGUGGUGUCAUAAACACUGCUUAAAUUUUCGCGCGCUUUCGCGAGCAUUAUCUAUUCGUCAGCAUUUAAAAAAGUAUCUUGACAGAUUCGAAGUACCACUUGAAUCAUGUGGUAAUGACACGGUUAAAAUAAGAAAGUGUCUUAUUAGUGGAUACUUUUCUCAGGCUGCGAAAAUGAUGCCAGAUGGGUCUUUCAGGACUAUUAGGGAUAAUGUUGUUUUAUAUGUUCAUCCGACAUCAGUUCUAUUUACACGAAAUGCCCCAUGGGUCAUUUUUCAUGAAGUUGUAGAAACUACCAAAGCUUUUAUGCGUGAUCUCACUGUAAUUGAUCCUGCCUGGCUGGCAGAGCUAGCGCCUCACUUCUAUGAAUUCAAAAAAACCACCGAAAAAUGA
Cetraspora pellucida is the source of this 1938-nucleotide messenger RNA. The record is from the annotation of a GenBank genome assembly. NCBI's taxonomy places the organism in Eukaryota, Fungi, Glomeromycota, Glomeromycetes, Diversisporales, Gigasporaceae.